Anolis sagrei ordinatus is the source of this 831-nucleotide messenger RNA. Lineage: Eukaryota; Metazoa; Chordata; Lepidosauria; Squamata; Anolidae. The record is from RefSeq and is a predicted model, not a curated record.
GUCUACAACAGCAUGGGCACCAUCAACCACUAUGCACUGGAGCAGAUGCACUUUGUGACGGAAUUGUCGCAGCACAUCAAGAUGAAGGCCUCGGACAAGGAGAGCCAGGACCUGGCCAGCACCUUCCCCGCCUUCGUUUGGGCCGUGCGUGACUUCACUCUGCAGCUGUGCCUGGAGGACGGGACCCCCAUCACGGAGGACCAGUACCUGGAGCGGGCGCUGGAGAGGAGGGCAGUCCGCAACAAGGAGGUGCCCUGCAUCGAGAACGCGGUCCUGGCCCUGGCACAGUUGGAGAAUAGGGCCGCUGUGCAUGAGGCGGUGCAGCGCUAUGACGAGAUGGAGGAGCUGAUGCGCCCGAUGCUGCCCACGGAGGAUGUGGCGAGGCUGCUGGUGGCCCAUAGCUGUUGCGAGGAGGAGGCCCUCCGGGUCUUCAUGGGCCGGGCCUUCAAGGACAAGGGCCAGCGCUUCCAGAAGCAGCUGGCGGAUCAGCUGCAGGCGAAGUUAGGGGAGCUCUGCCGGCGGAACGAGGUGGCCUCUCUGGACCGCUGCCAGGCUGUCCUGAUGGAGCUGUACCAGGAGGUGGAGGACAACGUUGUGCGUGGGCACUACCUGCAGCCGGGGGGCUACCAGCGGUUCCUCAGCGACCGGCAGAGCGUGGUGGAUCGCUUCCACCAGGUGGAGGACAAGGGGCUCAUGGAGCAGCGCCGCCUCCAAGAGGAGGGCUUCCACAGGGAGGUCUCCCGAAUGCAGGGCGAGAUCCAAGGCCUGAGGCACCAGAUCCAGAACCAGAGGAGCGGUGGAGGCGGAGGCAGGAUCUGCACCAUCUCUUGA